This is a messenger RNA of Aspergillus versicolor CBS 583.65, 876 nucleotides long. Its product is annotated as SDR family oxidoreductase. Gene Ontology annotation, biological process: fatty acid catabolic process. The transcript is spliced from 2 exons. The coding region runs from base 1 to 876 and encodes 291 amino acids. The record is from RefSeq and is a predicted model, not a curated record. Gene Ontology annotation, molecular function: 2,4-dienoyl-CoA reductase (NADPH) activity. NCBI's taxonomy places the organism in Eukaryota, Fungi, Ascomycota, Eurotiomycetes, Eurotiales, Aspergillaceae.
AUGCCUGUCCCUAAGGAGGAGUACGUCUCCGAUGUGUGGAGAAAGGACAUUUUCCGCGGGCAGGUUGUCUUUUGUACCGGGGGGAAUGGCACGAUCUGUUCCGCACAGGUCCGAGCCCUUGUGCAUCUGGGUGCGAACGCGUGCAUUGUCGGACGAAACCAGGAGAAGACCCAGGCAGUCGCGCGUGACAUCGCCACGGUGAGGGAAGGAAGCAGAGUGCUGGGGAUAGGUGGGAUUGACGUCCGGGACCUUGGACUGCUGGAACAAGCUGCAGCCCAGUGUGUCUCAGAGCUUGGAGGGAUUGACUUUGUCAUAGCUGGCGCCGCUGGGAAUUUUCUCUCGCGGUUCUCCGACGUCACGUCCAAUGCGUUCAGAAGCGUGCUCGACAUUGACGUCCUCGGGUCCGUCAACACAGCCAAGGCGACUCUCCCACAUCUGGUCAGUUCGAUCAAGACGGGGUCCCCCCGAGCCUGCGGCCGGAUUGUCUUCAUGUCCGCCACGCUCCAUUACACCGGGUUUCCACUACAAACGCACGCAGCAGUUGCCAAAUCCGGAGUCGACGCUCUCUCGUCUAAUCUAGCUAUUGAGUACGGGCCUCUUGGGGUUACCAGCAAUGUGAUCAGUCCGGGGCCAAUAUCUGGCACGGAGGGGGUGCGCCGUCUCUCUACGAGCCAUGCUCAGGCCCGCAGGAUCCCUCUCGGCCGGUACGGAACAGUGCGGGAUAUUGCAGACGCAACGGUGUACCUGUUCUCGGAGAGCGGAAGCUACGUGAAUGGACAAGUGCUGGUUGUGGAUGGUGGCGCCUGGCGGACUCUGGCAACGAUCUCUGGCGACGACCAGGCGUAUCCGGAGGUCGUGCUGGCCCCCAAACUGUAA